UAAGGUAGACUCAAAUUACGCCGCUACCACCAACAAACGCCGCCGCCGCUAUCUAGUAGUUCCCGAAGACGAACGGCACGGAGCCGUCGAUCAUGUAGUGCGCCGAGAAGCCCAUGGCGCCGAUCAUCGCGAGGCGCCCAUUCGCGAGCUCCAUGUUGCGCUUCUUCGCCCGGACCUCGUCGCUCAACGUGUCCGUGAUGGGCUCGCCUCUGAUUAAUUGCCCAACCGGGUCCCAGAUGAGCGUGUUGCGCCCGAUCGCGCCGCCCCGCAGGUAGUGGGGCUUCUGGAACUCGCCGUAGGUCUCGAUCAUGCCGGCGACGAAGGCGAACUGCCACAACCCGAGCGUGGGAAUCAACUUGAACUGCUCCACCGGGUUGCCCGCGGCGGCGAGGUCGCCGAACGUCACGUCGACCGUCGACAGCUUCGGGUACAAUGAAGCUUUGGCCAGCGGGACCGAGGCCAUGUUCGUCAGCGGGUAGGACUGCGCAAUGAAGCCCAUGCACGCGACCAUGGCCACGCGGCCGUGCUUGAGCUCGGCGGCGCGGUACCACGUCAGGGCCUCGGGGCUCGUCUUCGCGAACCCGAACGGGUCCCAGAAUCCGAAGGGCGCCUGGGCGCCCUCCAUCUGCGACGCCUCGAAGGCCGCGAGCUGCGUGGCCGGCCGGGCCGGCGCGACGGGCGCGACGAGCGCGCGCGCGCCCGCGGCGAGCAGCGCGAGCCUGCGUUUUUGGCGCGUUAGGUGGGCGUCAGGGGGGCGUCGCUCUCGGUCCGGCUUGUGUGUUCCUUUUGCGAUCGCGAGGCCUCGGUUCGGCACGCGGCGGCCGGCGCCGGCGACGAGACCGACGCGGCGCGCAGCUCCUCGGCCCAGGGGCGCAGCGCGGCCGCCGCCGGCGUCGACGGCGCCGCGCCAAGCGACCUUUUGCCACCGCGGUGCAGUGGGUGAAUGCUGGAUGCCUCAGGUGGCCUUUUGGCGGUCGUCCGAAGCCGUUCGACCGGCGCGCGGCGCCGCUUUCGAGCCAGAGGCCCGGCAGCUGGCCAUUGCUCUAUCUCCGCGUGAGCGCAAAACGACGGCCAAAGCGCUUGGAGCCGCUCACUAUGCGUCAAAAACUGUCCUCUGCUUCGUCCAGACACGGCGGUGCACUUUGCUACGGCCAUUUUGGAGCGUCCUUACGGCAAAGCCUGCC
Molecule: messenger RNA, 1184 nt
Organism: Pelagomonas calceolata
Lineage: Eukaryota; Pelagophyceae; Pelagomonadales; Pelagomonadaceae
Source: the annotation of a GenBank genome assembly